AUGGCUGAAAAGUGCGAAACAAAUACCAAUGAGACAGCAAGUACACCCUCACAAGAAGAGAAACCAUCUGGAAACUGGUGGGACUCAUGGCUAUCAUCGGCCAAAACGAAGUCCGCAGAAGUAUACACGAUGGUGAAGAAGGACUUGGACGAGAUUGGCACAGCGGUCAAGUGUGAAGCGAGCCAUGUUUUCAGUUCUACCUCCAAUGUGCUAGGAAAGACUUUUAAGCUCGACGUACCAGAGUCCCCAGCAAAUGUUAUGAAGAAAAGUUUUAGCACGUUCAUUGGUCAAGUGAGCACGGUUUUGAAUCCGGAACCCGACGACGAAGAUGAUACGGAAGUAAUCUUGUCAUCGGGAGAUACAACAAUGUUGUCCACAUACAAAAAAGAGCUAGAAGCUCUUCAGCGAGUUGAUGCUACGUACAUAGUGCCCGCGUACAGUCCCGAGUUCGAAGCCUGGCGUUCCAGCCUCGAGAAUACGGAGGCCGGGGUCAUAACGCCCUCUUCGGCAAUAAAAAGACUUGAAUCGAAUCCCAUUUUGAAAGGGCAGUAUGAAAAGUUGGUACCAGAUGCUGUAUCACACGAAGAGUUUUGGGAGAGGUACUUAUUCCGCGUGGCGUUACUUCAGGAUCGGCUUGCCGCUGCUUCACGGAAACAACCGCAGGAGCAGCCCUCUGCCGAUCCAGUUUUGGCCAAUUUGCCUCUCCAAUCGCCUAUUCAACAGAGUCCUAAGAAAGUGCUAUCUGGACUAGACAGUGAUAUUCCCUAUGAAAAAGAUGAAGACGAAGUCGUCGCAUGGUCGGAUGAAGAUUUUGCACAUGAUGUUGAACUGACAGAGGAACAACAAAUACUACUUUUAGAAGAAUAUGAAAAGGAAAUUACUUCAAAGAAAAUAAACAAACGGUCAUCGUCAUCCUCACGAGACGUGGUUAACAAUAAUUCAGAAAACAGAAAGAAACUUCCAUCACUUAAAGACGAAAUGAACAAUCAAACCAUAGACAAGAAAAACAAAACUGGCAGGACGCCAAAAAAAGCGGUUAAAUCCGAUGAAUGUGGAAAUAAUUUAGUGGAAGACUAUUUUGGGGAUAAUCAGGUUAAAGACGAUGCUAGUGCAAAUUCUGACGAGAGUUGGGAGAAGGAAUUCGAAAUAGAGGAACCUGUGGGACAAAAAGCCUGA
This is a messenger RNA of Parnassius apollo (apollo), 1176 nucleotides long. The record is from the annotation of a GenBank genome assembly. NCBI's taxonomy places the organism in Eukaryota, Metazoa, Arthropoda, Insecta, Lepidoptera, Papilionidae.